Emericellopsis cladophorae is the source of this 1332-nucleotide messenger RNA. Its product is annotated as amidase signature domain-containing protein. NCBI's taxonomy places the organism in Eukaryota, Fungi, Ascomycota, Sordariomycetes, Hypocreales, Bionectriaceae. The coding region runs from base 1 to 1332 and encodes 443 amino acids. The record is from RefSeq and is a predicted model, not a curated record. The transcript has 6 exons.
AUGGCUCAAGGUGGUCUGUUUGCUUCGAUCGCUGUGCCGUCGACUCUCUACUUCCGGAAGGACAAAGAUGGCCUGCGUGGUGUCCGGAUCUCCAUAAGCGAGUCAAUGAGGCUAGAAGGGGUGCGCGAAUGCUUUUCCAAUAGAGACUACACGUUGUUCAACCGCAUCAGCGCUGAGACCAAUGCCAUGGCCCAGCAACUAAUCGAUCUCGGGGCGGCCAUUGUAGGUCAGACAAAGGUCCCUGAGCUUCUGGCUGGUUGUUGGAGAGACUCGAGCAAGCCCUGGAACCCGCGCGGUGACCAGCUCCAGGAUUCUGGGGCUGGAUCGCCAGGAGCAGCAGUUUCUGUCGCAGGAUACGACUGGCUUCAAAUGGCAUUCGCCGUCGACUGUAAGACAGCCUUCUUUUGGAUGAUCAGCAACAUUAACGAACUUAGCUCCGAGGGUGAUCAGUUGUUCAACGAUGAUUUUGAUGGUUACGGAGUCGCAGCAAGAUCCUUUGCGGAUCUGCAGUUUGCAUGCUCUGCCAUUAGCCAAAAGACGACACUUAAAAGUCUCGUCCAGAGCUCCAGAUCUCAGGUGAUUACCAAGGUCAUCAGUCUAGACUGGGGCACUGCGGGCGAAGACAGGAUGUCUUCGGAGCAGAGAAACUGCUUAGAGCAACUGUAUCGGAAAAUAAGCCGGGUACUCAACGUCCGAAUCGAGUCAAUGAGCCUGGAAGAAGAAUGGCAACGCCACAAACCUACAGGCCCAGACAUGCUUGAAGAAGCGCCAUAUGAACUCCUGAGCAGGACCUGGAGGCACUACUUUGACGAUUUCUGGGUGUACUUCAAACGGUGGCAUGGCCGAGAGCCGUUUGCUGACAUUCAGACUUACCGGUCACGCGACCUGGGCGACCUGGAUGAGGAGCAAGCGACUUGCCUCAGGAACGACCUGAUCGCCUUCAGGCAUUGGUUUCGAAACCUUGUCGAAGCGAAGAGCAUGAACUCGAAUGAGCGCCCUCUCAUCAUAAUUCCUGACAUUGUGGUUGAGCCCAGCUUCCGACGGCAUGAGGACACACCGGAUCCAGAGGUUCUGACCUACUCACAAUUUCUCACCCAUUGGUUGUCGCCAAUCACGAGAUGUUCGCAAGUGGUGGUCCCCUUUUCGCAAAUCGAGAUCCCACUAGAGAGCAAUUUUGAGAUCAAAGAGUGGGCGCUGCCGGUGACAGUGUCAUUCCUAUCAACGAACGAUGCGAGUGAUCUGCUGGAGAGUGUGCAGAACAUCAUUGAGUGCUGCACAUCCGAAGUGCAGACGGGCGGAUGGACCUUUCCUCAAGACUUUACCUCUCAGUGA